AUGGAGGCCAAGCUCCAGGCGUGGAGGGAGCAGAAGCGGAAGCGGGAGGAGGCCGCGCGGAACCGGGCCGCUCCUCCGUCCAAGAAGCAGGUCCCGGCGAGGAAUCUCGGGCCAGCGAAGCUAGCGCGACCCAAGGUGCUCGUGGCCAAGUCGUCCAAGACAGCGCAACCGGCCCCGUCCAUCGAGAAGGCGAGCGUACCCUCGGCCAACGUGCGCCAGACGAAGGACGAUGCAACGCCCGUCGUCGCAGUGGCCAUCGUUGCCGAGCCUGCGCUGCCCGCCGUUGUUAGCGGCGCCCCUGCCAGAUCUGGAUCGUUCUCGCGUUCGUCGGGCGCAUCUUCCUCGUCAACAGACGUCUACCGAAGCGCGCCCCGGCAAACAUCUGCUGCCAUCUCGUCGCCAUUGCGGCGGCUCUCGAGCGGAUCAACGCCGUCGCCAUCGACGUCGUUGACCAAGUCGUUUGAGCGCAAGCGCUUGUCAACGUCGUCGUCCUCGUCAACGACAGGACCCCCCAAGGUAGCAUCACCAAACACACCAACCCCGUCCUUUGUGGCCCCUCCCGCACCAUCCGUCAUCCAGCGACGUGUCAGCAUGGAUCAGCUUCGACCCAAGCCCAUGACCCAGGAGGAAGAUCGACGGGCGUCCGUGGCCAACCCGCUCAUGCCGCACCAUCGUCGCGUCUCCAACCUCGGUGCCGGCCCUCUCCGCGUGCUUGCAACGCACCAAGAUAGCGAUUCAGACGAGAGCAGUGACAACCGACCCGAGUCGCGCUCGAGCAGUGGCGAGUCGACCGCGCAGCCUUCGCUGUGGCAAAGCCGUCCAGCCUUUACAGGUUUGGCACGCCGGACGUCCCUGAGCCGCUCGUCCAUCGAGCGGCAAUCCCUGGACGCGCCGUCGGUCAUGCUUGCCCAGCGCACGCGAAAGUGGACGCGCGACGACUUUAAGUUUACAGACAAGAAGCUUGGCUUUGGCAAAUUUGGCUACGUCUACUUGGCCCGACAAAGGACCGCCACCGAGAAGGAAGUCGCACUCAAGGUCUUGACCAAGCUCCGUCUUGACGACGCAGGCAUGCAGAGCCUGAAAAUGGAGGUGGCGAUUCAGUCGCGCCUGUUGCACCCCAACAUCCUGCGCUUGUACGGCCACUUUCACGACGACACGCUCCUGUACUUGAUCCUCGAGUACGCGCCCCGGGGCACGCUCCAGAAGCUUCUGGCCGACCAACCAACGGGCACGUUUCCCGAGGCGACGGCCGCCCACUAUAUUUAUCAGGUCGCGUGCGCGCUCAAGUACCUUCAUGAGCGACACGUGAUCCACCGCGACAUCAAGCCGGACAACCUUUUGCUCGGCCCCGAAGGUGGCAUCAAGGUGGCCGACUUUGGCCUCGCUGCCCACGCGCCGCCGCCCGACUCGCGUCGCCGGACGUUUUGUGGCACGCCCGAGUACAUGGGCCCCGAAAUCGUGUGUCGCGGCGAGUACGGCUGCGAAGUUGACAUUUGGAGCCUCGGCGUCCUUGCGUACGAGCUCCUCCUUGGCCAAACCCCGUUCCACGGCGACGACGUGUUUGCGAAAAUCAGUGCUUGGUGCGACCAAGACUGUCCGCCUUUCCCACUACUGUUUGCAAGCCCAACGCUGUCGACGACGGCCAAAGACUUUGUGCAUGGCCUCCUCCGUCCCGUGGAGCUCCGGCGGUCGCUCGAUGACACACUGCAACACGAGUGGCUUCGUCCUUUUCGAUAGAACUCGAGACGAUAAGAUCCAGUAAUGGGAUCACGGCAGCGACACGAGCGCACGGCAGUCGACGGGCACGGCCUCGAGCAGUCCUUUGGCAUCGAGCCACGAGCGGCUGAAGAGC
Saprolegnia parasitica CBS 223.65 is the source of this 1852-nucleotide messenger RNA. Its product is annotated as AUR protein kinase. The transcript has 8 exons. Gene Ontology annotation, biological process: protein phosphorylation; mitotic spindle organization; regulation of cytokinesis. Gene Ontology annotation, cellular component: spindle midzone; spindle pole centrosome; spindle microtubule. The record is from RefSeq and is a predicted model, not a curated record. Lineage: Eukaryota; Oomycota; Saprolegniomycetes; Saprolegniales; Saprolegniaceae. Gene Ontology annotation, molecular function: ATP binding; protein kinase activity. The coding region runs from base 1 to 1737 and encodes 578 amino acids.